Molecule: messenger RNA, 789 nt
Organism: Mollisia scopiformis
Lineage: Eukaryota; Fungi; Ascomycota; Leotiomycetes; Helotiales; Mollisiaceae
Product: NAD(P)-binding protein
Exons: 2
Coding region: 1-789 (262 amino acids)
Biological process (GO): fatty acid elongation
Cellular component (GO): endoplasmic reticulum
Source: RefSeq, a predicted model, not a curated record
AUGGCCCCCAGCGACGGCAUUGGAGAAGCAUUCGCCAACGAACUCUGCUCGCGAGGCUUCAAUGUCAUAUUACACGGUCGCAAUCCCAAGAAGCUAUCCACCGUCCAGUCCAAGUUGACUGCUGCGUUCCCCAAAGCCGAAAUCCGCACAUUCGUUGCCGAUGCAGCUGCCUCUUCUACGACCAACUCCGCUGCGAUCCAAGAUCUCGUCGACAGCAUCAAAGACUUGAAAUUGACUGUCCUUAUCAACAAUGUUGGCGGAGCAGGGAACCUGAAAGCUGCCUUUACGACAUUCGCGGAUCACACGACGAAGGAGAUUGACGAUAUGAUCUCAAUCAACAUGCUUUUCACCCUUCAUCUCACACAGGCUCUUCUCCCUCUGAUGAUCAAGCAAGAUUCUGCUCUCAUCAUGAACACCGGCUCCAGUUCCUACAUUGGACUACCAUACAUCACUGUUUAUUCUCCCACCAAGGCGUAUCUCAACGCAUGGGGAAAUGCUUUGUACACCGAAUUGCAAGCCGAGGGUAUCACCAAUGUUGAGGUGUUGACGGUGGUGUCCGGAAACACCCAAACCGGUCAAGAUACUCGUCCAGCGAACUUUCUUAGGCCAACUGCGAAGGCUUAUGUUAAGGGAGCGUUGGCGAAAGUCGGAUGUGGACGUACGAUUGUUGUGGGAUAUUUCUCACAUGCAUUGCAAUCUGCUGUCACGGAGCUGUUGCCUCGAUGGGCGCAGAGAAAAGUCCUCGGCAUGGCCCUUAAGCCAUACAAGGGGAAGAAUCUGGACGAGUAA